Macrosteles quadrilineatus (aster leafhopper) is the source of this 2251-nucleotide messenger RNA. Its product is annotated as piggyBac transposable element-derived protein 3-like. NCBI's taxonomy places the organism in Eukaryota, Metazoa, Arthropoda, Insecta, Hemiptera, Cicadellidae. The transcript has 2 exons. Bases 182 to 1531 code for a protein of 449 amino acids. The record is from RefSeq and is a predicted model, not a curated record.
UGGCGGCAUAACCAACAACUGUUUCACAAUUUUCCUUGUUUUGAAGAUUGAUAAUAGAGUGAUUAUCGAUUCCUGAUGGAAACCAAUGUUUGAUUCAUGUUCCCUAAGAUUAUGGAUGAAAUUUUGACCGACUCUCAGAUAGAGGCAUUGAUUCCCCUCUCCGAUUGCAGUAUAGACCUGGAUGAUGUGGACGCUGACCCAGAUUUCAUUCUCAGCAGUGACGAGGAUGGUGAAUGUCGUAAAAAGGGACCUUGUCUUCCUGUUUUUUUCAAGACCCGACCCAUCGGCUUUAGAAUCAUCAAGUGAUGAAGAACCUGAAGAAGUAUUACCGUCUAGUAGCACAUUGCCAACUGAACACUUACAACUACCUGAAAGCCCUCAGCCACCUGAAAGAAGCCCUCAGCCUAGUACUUCUGGUGUUUCAAAAAAACAAUCUAAAUGUAAAACUGGAGGAAAAAAAUAUAAAACAGUUGGAAAAAAGACAAAACAAGUAAGAGCGAAAAAAACAGGAAAAACCAAGAGCAAGAAAAAAGGAAAACAAAAGACUAAGAAUAAAAAGGACAAGCCUAAGAUACCUUGGGUGCAUGCUAGCAUCUUAAGUAAGAAAAUUCCUUUUGACAAGGAAAAUGAAAAGUUGUCGGAAGACAUCAUGACACUAGAUACCCCUUAUGCUUUUUUUAAAUACUUCUUCAAUGAUACUCUUAUGAGAAAUAUUACGCAAGAAUCAAACUUAUAUUUAGUACAACAAGAUCCAAACACCAAUAAGAGUGUGACUUUGCUAGAACUUCAAAAGAUUUUAGGAAUAUUAAUAAUGAUGUCAAUUGUUAGGUUACCGAAUGUUCGUAACUACUGGAAAGAUAGUAUUGGAAACCAAACUAUAAUAGAAACAAUGGGAGUCAACAAAUUCGAGUUCAUAAGGAGUAUACUUCACUUCAGUGAUAAUCACAAAGCUAUUCCAAGAGGUCAGCCAGGACACGAUCGUCUUUAUAAAUUGAGACCUGUUGUGGAGGAGUUGAGAUCGAAAUUCAAAUCGGUUGCACUGGAACAAAAGCUAUGUGUUGAUGAGCAAAUGUGUGCAACCAAGGCAAAGAACUAUCUUAGGCAGUACCUACCGAAAAAAACCCACAAAUGGGGGUACAAGAUUUACGUUUUGAGUGGAGUUAGUGGCUUUGCUUAUGAUUUUGAAAUAUAUACUGGUCAAGAAAACAACGAAACCCUUAGACUUCCAGGUGAGCCUGAUCUUGGGUCAUGUGCCAAUGUGGUAGUACGUCUAACUCGAUGUGUUUCACCACAAAAUCAUCAAAUAUAUUUUGACAAUUUUUAUACCUCUCUGCCACUUAUUGUGCAUCUAGCGAAGAAGAAUAUACAUGCAUUGGGAACAGUCAGAAGGGACAGAAUACCAGGAAACAAACUCCCAUCGGAAACGGAACUAAAAGAAAAAGAACGGGGUUUCUCAGCUGAAAAUUGUGUUCAAGUAGAUGAGGUUGAAGUGUCUUGUGUUGUCUGGAAAGACAACAAGUCUGUAACUUGACUGUCCUCCUUUGUAGGUAUUGGUAAACAAGAGCAAGUUGACAGGUUUUGCAAGAAGAAAAAAGUCAUCCAGAAGGUAAACUGCCCUCAAGUUGUAAAAUCCUACAACCAACACAUGGGAGGAGUGGACAAAAUUAACUCUAUUAUUGGAAGGUACAAAAUUAGAAUGAAAACUAGAAAAUGGUACCUUAGACUUUUCUACCAUUUGUUGGAUGUAACAAUGUGCAAUAGCUGGUUGUUAUAUCAAAGAGUCUGUAGGGACAGGGGUGAUAUCAAUAUAAUGCCUCUUGCAGAAUUUAGAGAAUCUGUCGCUAUUACAAUGUGCAGAUUAGGGUCAAAUAUUACUCCAAAGCGAGGAAGACCAAGCACAGAGCUAGAUGUCGCUCUCCUAACCAAGUCUAAGAAGCCUCAUGUUUCUGCUCUUCCACCCAAAGAAGUGAGAAAAGACCAAACAGGGCAUUGGCCAAUCUGGAACAACAACAGACUAAGAUGCAAGUUACCUGACUGUGAGAGCAGAAGUUAUGUGAAUUGUUCCAAGUGUAACCUUACCUUGUGCCUCAAUAAAGACAAAAACUGCUUCUACAAGUUCCAUAACCAGUAAAUGUGACAAGGGACGAAACUCAUUGUUUUAGAGAAGUAUCAAUGCGCUUUUUUACAAAACUGUAUUGUUGUCAAAUUAGAGUAAACAUGAUUUUUUUUGCUUUUUGCCAUUUAUAAUGCA